Nicotiana attenuata is the source of this 957-nucleotide messenger RNA. RefSeq lists its product as uncharacterized. The record is from RefSeq and is a predicted model, not a curated record. Bases 1 to 957 code for a protein of 318 amino acids. The transcript is spliced from 6 exons. Lineage: Eukaryota; Viridiplantae; Streptophyta; Magnoliopsida; Solanales; Solanaceae.
AUGAAUUAUGUGGCCAACUAUGAGGGACAGAGGCAAGGUGGUCAGAAUUGGGGUCAGCAUAAUCAACAAUACAGACCAGCACAGCAGCAGUACAAUAACAACAACAAUCCUGGAGCUAUGCGACCACAGGGUCAAGUGAUGCCCUACCAAAGGCAACAGGGCAACUAUGCGUUUGCUAAGGCACUUUGUGAUUUAGGGGCAAGCAUAAACCUGAUGCCCCUGGCUAUCUACAAAAUGUUAGGCAUUGGAAGAGCUAGACCCACGUCCAUGUUGCUACAGCUGGCUGACCGGACAGUGAAGAGGCCCUCUGGCGUUCUUGAUGACGUAUUAGUACAGAAAUCUAUGCGGCGACCAAGUGAAUUUGCUAACUGCUCUCUAAUAGAUGCCGCGGAUGUAAUUUUGGAGGAGGAAGAUGAAACAUUAAACACUAAAGACCCUCUAGCAGCCUGUCUCAUGAAUUUAGAUGAAGCAAAUAGAGAAGACUUGGCGAAGUUGGUACUUGCUCUUGAAGGCCAAGGUUUUUGGAGAAGGGAGCUCGAAUUUGACCCUUUGCACUUAGAGGAAAGAAAAAAUCCUCCAUCUAAGCCAUCGAUAGAAGAGCCUCCAAAGUUGGAACUGAAGCUACUGCCACCUCAUCUCAGGGUAGCGUUUGAAGAAUGGAAGAAGAGACUGGUACUUAAUCAAGAAGAAGGAUUCAAAGUCGCGCCUGAUUCGAUGGGGCUACUGCUGCAAGAAUUUGACUUGGAAAUCUGUGACCGAAAGGGAACGGAGAACCAAGUGGCUGAUCACUUGUCUAGGCUGGAAGGAGCUGAGAAUAAGGUUGAGGUGGAGGAGAUUAUGGAAACUUUCUCGGAUGAACAACUAUUAGCCACGAGUCUUGAGGAAGCGCCAUGGAUUUGUGUUGAUAACAUGAUCCAGAGAUGUAUCCCCGAGAUAGACCAAUAUUCUAUUUUGUAG